UUGAACUCAGUCGAUGUUCAGAGUUAGCUAAGCCUUUUACGGGACUGUAUGUGCUAAUUGAAUUAUUUCUCGUUUUAGUUGAUUGUUCUACUCCUUUUUUCAUGCAAACAAUUUAAAAAGUCAACGUUGUGUUUGCAGCUCUGCACUGGCAAUGGACUGGAUUGGUUUCGGCUAUGCUGCAGCCCUCAUUUUUGGUGGAUUUAUGGGAUAUAAGAGAAAAGGCAGCGUGAUGUCCCUGAUUGCUGGUUUAGUUUUUGGUGGAUUAUCUGCGUAUGGAGCCUAUAACGUCUCCAAUGAUCCAAAAGAUAUCCUGGUGCUGUUGGCCUCCUCUGGGUUGCUGGCAGUCAUCAUGGGAAUGAGAUACAAGAAAUCAGGGAAAUUAAUGCCAGCGGGGAUUAUGACGGGCUUAAGUUUGCUGAUGGUGUUUCGCCUGUUGCUUCUGACCAUAAUGUAACCGACCAAGCUGUACUGACCAGACUCAGACAACUCUUGACUCUCUACAAGCAAGUUUUCACAAAAGGAAGCCGUUCUCCCAAAUCUGUAUUUUUGUGAGUUUUUAAAAGGAAUUUAUUCAUGACCUGUACGUGAGGCUGUGAUUGUAAGCAAAAUUAUGCUAAUAAACUCUAAUUUACUUAUUGCUGUGGCAAAUAUUUCUAAACACUGCAUUUUUUUGUAUUUUAUAUUUGUUAAUAAAAUGAAAAUAAACAUCAGAAAUUUUAAA
Xiphophorus maculatus (southern platyfish) is the source of this 721-nucleotide messenger RNA. It is a transcript of the gene tmem14a, whose product is annotated as transmembrane protein 14A. Gene Ontology annotation, biological process: regulation of heme biosynthetic process. Gene Ontology annotation, cellular component: mitochondrial membrane. NCBI's taxonomy places the organism in Eukaryota, Metazoa, Chordata, Actinopteri, Cyprinodontiformes, Poeciliidae. The transcript is spliced from 4 exons. The record is from RefSeq and is a predicted model, not a curated record. Bases 152 to 454 code for a protein of 100 amino acids.